Molecule: messenger RNA, 471 nt
Organism: Pochonia chlamydosporia 170
Lineage: Eukaryota; Fungi; Ascomycota; Sordariomycetes; Hypocreales; Clavicipitaceae
Product: UBC-like protein
Exons: 3
Coding region: 1-471 (156 amino acids)
Biological process (GO): proteasome-mediated ubiquitin-dependent protein catabolic process; protein polyubiquitination
Cellular component (GO): nucleus
Molecular function (GO): ubiquitin conjugating enzyme activity
Source: RefSeq, a predicted model, not a curated record
AUGGCGACGCACAUGAGGGAGAAGCGCGUGGCCAAAGAGCGCCAAAAGAUCGAAAAGUAUGGGCUUCCGCCUGGCAUAGACCUUGUGGAUGGCGAUAAUCUGAAGGAAUGGACCUUCGACAUUCGUGUACUCGACGCAAAUCCUCUUUAUCAGAAUCAGACUUACCGAUUGAAGUUUGCAUUUCCGCAAUCAUAUCCCAUCGAACCACCCGAGGUCACCUUCAGCAUCACACCCACACGACCUGUACCUAUGCACCCUCAUAUCUACUCCAACGGUUUCAUAUGCCUCGAUUUACUCGACACGCAAGGAUGGAGUCCUGUACAGAGCGCGGAAAGCGUGUGCAUGAGCAUCCAGAGCAUGCUCACCAGCAACUCCAAAAACGAACGGCCUCCUGGAGACGAAGAAUUUGUCCGAGGGAACCGGUUGCGACCCCGAGACAUUGAGUUUUUAUAUCACGACACCACCGUAUGA